AUGGUAGCGACCACGGCUCUGACUGCCCAGGAUACCACGGCCGUUUAUGAUAUCCAUCAUGUUCCGUCAGAGUUUGUUGCCAAGCAGAUUGAAAUCUGCCUCAAGGACAUCGGGACCGAUGCUGUAAAGAUCGGUAUGCUCGCCUCGGAAAAGACCACGAAAGCCGUUGCCGAAACGUUAAAGUCACACGACGUCAAGAACAUUGUCUUAGACCCUGUCAUGAUCUCCACCAGCGGUAGCCAACUGUUGCCGGAUCAAGCCGUCAAGACCCUCGCAGACACUCUCCUGCCCCAGGCGACUGUCCUCACUCCCAACAUCCCGGAGGCCAAGCUGCUUGCCCAAGUAAUUCAGGAUGAUGCAGCGCCCGGAGACAUCGAGAGUGUCGAAGACAUCGAGAAGAUGGCCGAGAAGAUACGUUCUCUUGGGCCUAAGUGGGUGUUGCUCAAGGGUGGCCACCUUCCAUUGACUAAGGACCUUACGAUAGCACAACCAGGUGUGGAAGGCAAAGAGCCUCGAUACGUCAUUGAUGUUCUUUGCGGCGAGGGCCAGAUCAUUCGUAUCCAGAGUGAUUACCAGGAGUCUCAGAAUACCCAUGGGACUGGGUGUACUCUUGCCUCGGCCAUCGCAUCCAAUCUAUCGACGCAGAUGGAUGUCCCCAAGGCCGUUCACGCGGCUUGCCGAUACGUCCAACCCGCUAUUGCCACAGCGCCGGGAUAUGGCAAGGGCCACGGACCUUUGAACCAUUUCCAUAGCAUGUUCCAGCUUCCUUUCUCCCGUGGCUAUUUCAUCGAGUACCUGCUUUCACGGGAAGAUGUGAAGCCCGUCUGGGAUGCCUUCGUCCACCACCCCUUCGUCAUGGCUCUGGGUAACGGAACCCUACCUCUUGAAUCGUUCAAGGGGUAUAUUAUUCAAGACUACCUCUACCUGAUCCACUUCGCUCGGGCUCAUGCCUUGGCCGCGUAUAAAGCGACCAACAUCAAAACCAUAUCUAGGUCUAACGAGAUUGUCGGGCACAUCUUCCAUGAGAUCAAGCUUCACAUCGAAUACUGCAGGACGUUUGACAUCUCGACUGACGAAAUUGAGAGCACUCCAGAGAAGCAAGCUUGCACGGCAUAUACGAGGUUUCUGCUCGAUAUCGGCCACAGCCAGGACCUCCUUGCACUCCAAGUCGCUUUGGCUCCUUGCACUUUGGGGUACGGAGCGGUGGCCAAGAUGCUAUACAGUCACCCAGACACUAAAAAGGCCGACCAAGAUAAUAUAUACUGGGCUUGGAUAGAGAACUACGUAGCGGACGACUACGUCGAGGCUGUGAGGCUAGCGUCUGAACAACUCGAGGACGAGAUAGGCCGCCAGACCCCGGAGAGGAUAGAAGAGUUGGUCAAGAUCUUCAUUCAUGGGACGCAACUUGAGAUUGGAUUCUGGGAGAUGUUCCCUAGUCAAUAG
Messenger RNA from Scedosporium apiospermum, 1443 nucleotides. RefSeq lists its product as uncharacterized. Bases 1 to 1443 code for a protein of 480 amino acids. NCBI's taxonomy places the organism in Eukaryota, Fungi, Ascomycota, Sordariomycetes, Microascales, Microascaceae. The transcript is spliced from 10 exons. Gene Ontology annotation, cellular component: cytosol. The record is from RefSeq and is a predicted model, not a curated record. Gene Ontology annotation, biological process: thiamine biosynthetic process. Gene Ontology annotation, molecular function: hydroxymethylpyrimidine kinase activity; thiaminase activity; phosphomethylpyrimidine kinase activity.